Microtus oregoni (creeping vole) is the source of this 1992-nucleotide messenger RNA. It is a transcript of the gene Alox15, whose product is annotated as arachidonate 15-lipoxygenase. Lineage: Eukaryota; Metazoa; Chordata; Mammalia; Rodentia; Cricetidae. Gene Ontology annotation, molecular function: arachidonate 12(S)-lipoxygenase activity; iron ion binding; protein binding. The record is from RefSeq and is a predicted model, not a curated record. Gene Ontology annotation, cellular component: cytosol; plasma membrane. Gene Ontology annotation, biological process: linoleic acid metabolic process; lipid oxidation.
AUGGGUGUCUUCUGCAUCCGUGUCUCCACUGGGUGCUCGCUGUACGCGGGCUCCAUAGACAAAGUCCACCUGUGGCUGGUGGGCGAGCAUGGAGAAGCAUCUCUCGGGAUGCUGCUAGCACCCCAACGGAACUCGGAGGUGGAAUUCCAGGUGGAUGUGUCAGAGCACCUGGGGCCCCUGCUGUUCGUGAAAGUGCAGAAACUCCAUUACUUUCUGGAUGAUGCCUGGUUCUGCAACUGGAUCUCUGUGAAGGGCCCAGGAGACCAGGGAGCAGAGUACAGGUUCCCCUGUUACCGAUGGGUGCAGGGCACUCGCAUCCUGAGCCUCCCUGAGGGCACCGGCUGCACUGUGGUUGAAGACACUCAAGGCCUGUUCAGGAAGCAUAGAGAAGAGGAACUGGAAGAGAGAAAGAGUCUGUACCGGUGGGACAAUUGGAAGAAUGGUGGUAUCCUGAACGUGGCCGCGACCAGCUUGUCUGACCUCCCUGUAGAUGAGCGAUUUCGAGAGGACAAAAAAGUUGAAUUUGAAGCUUCUCGGGUUUGGGGGAAAGCAGGUGUCCUUUUCAACUUUCCUAUAAAUUCUCUGACCUCCUGGAAAGACCUAGAUGACUUCACAUGGGUUUUCAAGCUUGGCCGCACCAAACUGGCUGAGCGGGUUCGAAGCUCCUGGAAAGAGGAUGCUUUCUUUGGGUACCAGUUUCUCAAUGGUGCCAACCCCAUGGUGCUAAGGCGAUCUACUCAACUUCCUUCCCGUCUGGAAUUCCCUCGGGGGAUGGAGAAGCUGCAGGCCGAACUUCACAAGGAGCUGGAGGAAGGCACUCUGUUUGAAGCCGAUUUCUCCCUUCUGAAUGGGAUCAAGGCCAAUGUCAUCCAAAGCAGACAGCAGUACCUGGCUGCCCCUUUAGUCAUGCUGAAGCUGCAGCCAGAUGGGCAACUCUUGCCCAUGGCCAUCCAGCUUGAACUGCCCAGAACUGGAUCGGACCCACCGCCAAUUUUUACACCUGCGGAUCCCCCAGUGGACUGGCUCCUGGCCAAAUGCUGGGUCCGUAGCUCUGACAUGCAGCUGCAUGAGAUACAGUCUCAUCUCCUGAGAGGACACCUGAUGGCUGAAGUCUUUUCUGUGGCCACCAGGAGGACCCUGCCUUCAGUGCACCCUGUUUUUAAGCUUCUAGUUCCUCACCUGCUCUACACCUUGGAAAUUAAUGUCCGGGCCAGGAGUGAUCUGAUCGGAGAGAGUGGUUUUUUUGACAAGGCUAUGAGCACAGGCGGAGGAGGCCACGUGGAUCUUAUCAAGCAAGCCAGCGACUUUCUGACCUACAGCUCGCUGUGCCCCCCUGACGACUUGGCUGAGCGGGGGCUCCUGGAUGUUCAGUCUUGCUUCUAUGCUAAAGAUGCCCUGCAACUCUGGGAAGUCAUAAAUCGGUAUGUGACGGGAAUAUUUGAUCUCCACUACAAGACUGACGCGGCCGUGAGAGAUGACCAUGAACUGCAGAACUGGUGUCGAGAAAUCACAGAGAUUGGGCUGCAAGGUGCCCAGGAGAGAGGGUUUCCCAUCUCUCUACAGUCUCGGGCUCAGGCCUGCCACUUUAUCACCAUGUGCAGCUUCACCUGCACCGCUCAGCACUCUUCGGUCCAUCUAGGCCAGUUGGACUGGUUCUAUUGGGUCCCUAAUGCGCCCUGUACCAUGCGGCUGCCACCACCUACCACCAAGGAUGCGACAAUGGAGAAGCUGAUGGCCACACUGCCUGACCCUCAUCAGUCUACUCUCCAGAUAAAUGUUAUCUGGCUGCUGGGCAGACGCCAGGCUGUUAUGGUGCCUCUGGGCCAGCAUUCAGAGGAACACUUCUCAAGCCCCGAGGCCAAAGCUGUGCUGAUGAAAUUCAGAGAGGAGCUGGCUGCCCUGGAAGAGGAAAUUGCGAUUCAUAAUAAGAGCCUGGACAUUCCCUAUGAGUACAUGAAGCCCAGCCUGGUGGAAAACAGCGUGGCCGUAUGA